AUGACAAAUGAGGACAGGUUGAAAGAUGCUGCUAUUUCAGGAGAUAUAAAUUCUCUCUACACACUAAUUCAGGAGAAUCCACGAGUUUUGGAGCAUUUCGAUGAUGUACCAUUUGUUGACACUCCUUUGCAUUUUGCUGCAUCUGCUGGGCAUCUCCCAUUUGCUGCAGAGAUUAUGAGAUUGAAGCCUUCAUUUGCACGGAAGCUAAAUCAAGAAGGAUUCAGCCCCAUCCACCUUGCUUUACAACACGGCCAGUACAGAAUGGUGCUUAGCUUUGUAAAAAUGGACAAAAACCUCGUUCGAGUCAAAGGGAAGGAAGGCAUAACUCCUCUGCAUUUUGUAACUCAAAUUGGAGAAACUGACCUUUUGGGUGAAUUCCUCAAUGCUUGUCCAGAUUCCAUUGAAGAUGUGACAGUACGAGGUGAGACUGCACUGCAUAUUGCUGGAAAACAUAAACAGAAUGAGGCUGUUGAAAAGCUGGUUCUCUGGCUUACGCAAAAAAAACAAAAAGGUGCUGCGGCGUUGGAAAACAAAAUGCUGAACUGGGGAGAUGAGGCUGGCAACACCAUUUUGCACAUUUCAGCAUACAUCAAUGACUUAAGGGGGCUUCAAUUGUUGAUACACAGUAAAAUUGAUUUAAAUGCCAAGAAUUUGGAGAUGUGCACAGCAAUAGACAUAGCAGCCACAGAAGAGAUCAAGAGUAUAUUGAAACCAUCCCCCCAUUUACAUAAACUAUUAAGAUUGCCUUCGGAAUUUUUGCCUUAUCAAAAUAUUCGUAAAGUUCGCCAGAGAAUGGAUAUAUCAGAGGAUAUACGCAAUGCUUUGUUGGUAGUUGUUACUGUUGUUGCAACUGCCACUUAUCAAGCAGCACUGAGUCCUCCUGGUGGACUUUAUCAGGCUAACAAAGGCACUAAUAAUGAUAUGAGUCAUUUGAAGACCUAUAAUACUUCCAUGAAUUGGAAACCUAAUAUUGGAAUUGGAGGGAACUCAAUCAUAUAUGAUACUCAUAAGACUUGGGGAUGUAUUGCUCAUGUAAGAAUACAAGAUCCUAAGAGACCUAAGAUGGAACCUAGAACCAUUACUUAUAUAUAUCUAGGAAGUGUAGAAGACAGUGCUGCAAAUAGGUUUUUGGAUCUAUCUACAAAUACGGUGACAGAAUCCAGAGAUUCAGAACUCUUUGAGAAUAAGUUUCUCAAAGAUCAUGGCUUGAGUGCUUCUGGAUCUACAUAUAUGAUUUUAGAAUAUCCUAUAGAAACUGAAGCAAGCUCUUCUGACACUAAUCCCACACAACUGGUUGUUGAAUCAGUUCAAGCUAGAGUAUCUACGAGAGAGAGUUUCCAAAGACUUUGGCAAGGACUUUGUCACUUUCAGGAAGCAAUGAGAUCUGGAGAAUCUCUACUAUGGGUAAAAGCCAUAUAUGAUGAAAUGAGCUCUCUGCUGCAGAAUUAUAGCUAG
Molecule: messenger RNA, 1455 nt
Organism: Gastrolobium bilobum
Lineage: Eukaryota; Viridiplantae; Streptophyta; Magnoliopsida; Fabales; Fabaceae
Product: ankyrin repeat-containing protein BDA1-like
Exons: 3
Coding region: 1-1455 (484 amino acids)
Molecular function (GO): protein binding
Source: RefSeq, a predicted model, not a curated record